AUGGCUAAUGAUGGAAAUGGUACCGAAUCAUCAUUCAGUGGAGCUGAUCCCAUGGAAAAAAUUAUGGAAAGAGUUGUUAGUUUCUUGCAAACUCUGCAGAACAAUAUAACCAAUGGAUUACCGGAACAUCGUGAAAGGCCAACUACGAUUAAACAGUUCCAAGACCUGAAACCUUCCACGUUCACAGGAGACUCGAACCCAUUGCUAGCUGAAGCUUGGGUUAAAGAAAUGGAAAAGAUUUUUCAUGCUCUACCCUGUACAGAAGAACAGAAAGUGUCAUUCGCCACCUUCACUCUUAAAGAAGAUGCGCAAGAAUGGUGGUUUCUUACCUUAGAAAAGGAAAAGAUCGUAACUUGGGCGAAAUUCCUAGAAGUAUUCUAUGAAAAGUGUUCUCUAGAAUCACUACAGGUGCAGAAGGCAUCAGAGUUCCUACACUUGAGGCAAGGAACAAUGUCGAUAGCAGAAUACGAAACAGAAGCCCAAAAAGCUAGGAAAUUUGAAGCGGUGUUGGAUGUUGAAAUCAAAGAUAAGGUCCAGGUCAGGGUCAUCACAAUCCCCAAGGGUAGCACCAUUCCGAAUUGUCCAAGUUGCAGAAAAACUCAUCAGGGACAAUGUUAUCAGGCAAUAGGAGCAUGUUAUAGAUGUGACCAAGUUGGCCAUUUGGUGAAAGAUUGUCCGAAAUUCACCAACUCUGUGAUAGGUACCCCUGAACCAGUUCAAAAACUAGGAACGGUCACAAGAAUGAGGAAGGAACAAAAGCACCCAAGGAAAGCUUUCGCUUUAGUACCUAGAAACUCCAAUGCUGCAAAGAACGUUGUGUCAGGCACGCUCUCUAUAUGUGAUCAUUCAGCUCAUAUUCUCAUUGAUUUUGAAUCCACUCAUUCUUGUGUUUCUCCACAUUUUACCCCCAAAUUGACAUCAACACUUGAACCUUUGGGAUAUGCAUUAGCUGUGUCUUUUCCAUCUGGUGUUUCCGCACUUAGUACGAAAGUAUACAAAUCCUAUGCCAUAUCCCUAAAAGAUGAAACCUUGUAUGUGGAUCUGACUCCACUUCGCAUUAGUAGGUCCUACAUAAUCUUAGGGAUGGAUUGGCUUGCUGCCAACCAUGCCUCUAUCUACUGUACAACCAAAAAGGUCUUUCUUUGA
This is a messenger RNA of Camellia sinensis, 1146 nucleotides long. The record is from RefSeq and is a predicted model, not a curated record. Lineage: Eukaryota; Viridiplantae; Streptophyta; Magnoliopsida; Ericales; Theaceae.